CUCUCUCUCUCUCUCUCUCUCUCUCUCUCUCUGUGAUCUUUCUCUAAUACCAUACCACUACCAAACUCCCCAUAUGUUGUAUAUAUGCAGGGAAUAGUUAGUUUACUUGUCUGUCUUUUUAAUUAUUUAGUUCAGAAAGUGUUCACCAGAGGCCUCAGCCAACCAUCUCUACCUGCAAAAAUUAGAACUUCAUCUGUUUCCUUCCCAAUUCACUUCUAAACUUCUCAAUUCUCUUGGUUUGGCAGUGAUGGGGACUCUCUUCCAAAACUUUCUCUCUGGUAAUGCACCCAUGAAAGUACCGAGACUGUCCGAUAAGAAGCACGGAAUGUGCUUGGGGAGGAGGAGAAAGAGCCUUGUCCAUUGCCAGAGCAGUGGGAAUGCUGUGAAGUCUGGUGGCCUUGCUUCUGUUUUCACAGAAAGAUCGAAUCUGGCGAGCUCAGAUCAAAGCGCAGCUUUAAUGGAUGCUGGAAGCUUGGUUUUGACCCCAAAUGGGAAGAGCCAAGGAGAUAUUGCAGUGAAGGAUUUGGUGCCUUAUGGUGGUGGAGAAACAAAAUCUUUAGUAGGGGUGCAAGAGGGUAUUGGAAUUGUCAAAUUCCUCCGAGGGAAGAGUUUCUUUGUAACUGGUGCAACUGGGUUUCUGGCAAAAGUUCUCAUUGAGAAGAUUUUACGGACGGUUCCGGACGUGGGCAAGAUUGUUCUCUUGAUCAAGGCCAAAAACAAAGAGGCUGCAAUGGAAAGAUUGAAAAGUGAAAUUGUGAACUCAGAUAUCUUCAAGUGCCUCCAACAAGUUCAUGGGAAGUCCUAUCAAGCUUUCAUGCUAAGCAAGCUGGUUCCUGUGGUAGGAAAUGUCUGUGAAUCCGAGCUUGGAUUGGAAAAAGACUUAGCUGAUAUGGUUGCAAGAGAUGUUGACAUAAUUGUAAAUUCUGCUGCAAGUACAACCUUCGACGAAAGGUAUGAUGUUGCUGUUGACAUAAACACAAGAGGACCGUGUCGACUUAUGAGCUUUGCGAAGAAGUGCAGGAAGCUCAAGCUCUUCCUGCAAGUCUCAACAGCUUAUGUUAAUGGGCAAAGACAAGGAAGAGUUAUGGAAAGGCCAUUCUGCAAAGGAGAUAGCAUAGCAAUGGAAGGUUUCUUCUCUGAAACCUCUAGAGCCCUUCCUAAGUUGGAUGUUGAAGGUGAAAUUAAGUUGGCCAUGGACUCAAGAGAAGCUUUUGAAGAAAAUUUCAUGAUGCCCCAAAAAAUGAAACAGUUGGGUUUAGAGAGGGCAAAAAAAUAUGGAUGGCAAGAUACCUAUGUGUUCUCAAAGGCUAUGGGAGAAAUGCUGAUUGACAACAUGAGGGGAGAUAUUCCGGUAGUCAUAAUCCGACCUAGCGUUAUCGAGAGCACUUACAGGGAACCGUUUCCAGGAUGGAUGGAAGGAAAUAGGAUGAUGGAUCCCAUUGUCUUAUACUAUGGAAAAGGGCAGCUCACAGGUUUCCUAGCAGACCCCAAUGGGGUCCUUGAUGUAGUGCCAGCCGAUAUGGUCGUGAAUGCUACUUUGGCAGCCAUAGCCAGGCAUGGAACCGCCAGAGAACCCGAAAUCAAUGUGUACCAGAUUGCUUCGUCGAUGGUAAACCCUCUGGUUAUCCAAGACCUGGCCAAACUUCUCUCUGAGCAUUUCAAUUCUCUGCCUUGCAUGGACUCAAAAGGGAGGCCUAUCCACGUUCCAUCCAUGAAACUCUUCCACUCCAUGGAAGAUUUCUCUUCUCAUCUUUGGAGGGAUGCGAUUCGGCGAAGUGGGUUGACAGCUAUGGCCUCUCCAAACGGCAAACUGUCCCGGAAACUCGAAAAUAUGUGCAGAAAAUCAGUGGAGCAAGCCAAGUACUUGGCUAAUAUUUAUGAACCAUACGCCUUCUAUGGUGGAAGGUUUGAUAACAGCAACACCCAGAGGUUGAUGGAGAGGAUGUGCGAAGAAGAGAGGAGGAAGUUUGGAUUUGAUGUGAGGAGCAUAGAUUGGAAAGAUUACAUCUCAAAUGUGCACAUUCCAGGCCUAAGGAGGCAUGUCAUGAAGGGGAGAGGAAUGUGUAGCUAAAGCUAAAGCCAUGGCAUGCUUUUGUCACCUGUUGAUUUAUUAUAGUGCUGCAAUUAUUUGUAAUAGCUUAGGCUCUCUCUCUCUCUCUCUCUCUCUCUCUCUCUCUCUCUCUCUCUCUCUCUCUCUCUCUUAAUUUUCCCAUUAUAGGGUGCCCUUUAAAGUGAGGGCAAGAAGUGUUGCCCAUUUUAAGAUGUAAUUUCAUGUCCU
Messenger RNA from Malania oleifera, 2278 nucleotides. RefSeq names its product fatty acyl-CoA reductase 2, chloroplastic. Gene Ontology annotation, cellular component: intracellular membrane-bounded organelle. The record is from RefSeq and is a predicted model, not a curated record. Lineage: Eukaryota; Viridiplantae; Streptophyta; Magnoliopsida; Santalales; Ximeniaceae. The transcript is spliced from 9 exons. Gene Ontology annotation, molecular function: alcohol-forming very long-chain fatty acyl-CoA reductase (NADP+) activity. Gene Ontology annotation, biological process: long-chain fatty-acyl-CoA metabolic process; suberin biosynthetic process. Bases 248 to 2071 code for a protein of 607 amino acids.